Bolinopsis microptera is the source of this 1423-nucleotide messenger RNA. Its product is annotated as eukaryotic initiation factor 4A-I-like. Lineage: Eukaryota; Metazoa; Ctenophora; Tentaculata; Lobata; Bolinopsidae. Gene Ontology annotation, molecular function: ATP binding; RNA helicase activity; RNA binding. The record is from RefSeq and is a predicted model, not a curated record.
GCAUUUCAUCGUUUGACGUCAUUGGCAUACCUUUACAACUUUACAAUUUGAAUUUGCUCUAACUAUGGGAGAUAACGAAGAACAAGAUAUCCAACAGCCUAACUCCGACGGGAUGGACCCGGAAGGAGUCAUCUCAGGAAACUGGGAUGAGGUUGUUGAUGACUUCGAUGCGAUGAAACUUCGCGAAAUGCUCCUCCGAGGCAUCUAUGCCUACGGUUUUGAACGACCCUCCGCAAUCCAGUCCCGUGCUAUUAUUCCUUGUGUGCAAGGACACGAUGUUAUUGCUCAAGCCCAGUCUGGUACUGGUAAGACAGCAACAUUUGCAAUUGCUCUUAUGCAAAGGAUCAACUUUGAGGUGAAGGAAACUCAAGGUUUGGUCUUGGCUCCCACAAGAGAAUUGGCUCAACAGAUCCAGAAGGUUGUUAUCGCUCUUGGAGACUACCUUGAGGUUGACUGUCACGCGUGUAUUGGUGGCACUGCCAUUGCUGUCGACAUGAAGAGGUUGGAUAACAGGCCUCACAUCGUCGUCGGUACCCCCGGCCGAGUAAAAGACAUGAUCGAGCGAAAGAACUUGAAGACGAAGAGUAUCAAGAUGUUUGUACUGGACGAGGCUGAUGAGAUGUUGAACCGAGGGUUCAAGGACCAGAUCUACGAGAUCUUCAGGAACAUGAACAGCGACACACAGGCUAUCCUACUGUCCGCUACCAUGCCCAGCGAUGUGUUGGAGGUCACCAAGAAGUUCAUGAGGGAUCCCGUAGAAAUUCUCGUUAAGAAAGAUGAGCUGACUCUUGAGGGUAUUAAACAGUUCUUCGUCAACGUCGAGAAAGAGGCCUGGAAGUACGAGACCCUGGCUGAUCUGUACGAAGCCAUCUCAAUCACCCAAGCUGUCAUCUUCUGUAAUACUCGGCGACGUGUGGACGACCUGACAAGACAUUUGCGAGAGAAAACUUUCACUGUGUCUGCCAUGCACGGUGAUAUGGACCAGAAGACUCGUGAUUGUAUCAUGAGAGAAUUCAGGACUGGCUCCUCUCGUGUUCUCAUCACCACAGAUCUGCUGGCUCGAGGUAUUGACGUACAGCAAGUCUCCCUCGUAAUUAACUUUGAUCUUCCCAAAAACAGAGAAAACUACAUCCACAGAAUCGGACGAUCUGGUCGUUUUGGUCGUAAGGGAGUUGCGAUCAACUUUGUGACCACUGAUACUGAGCGUAUUAUGAAAGACAUCGAGAACUACUACAAUACGCAGAUUGAGGAGAUGCCCAUGAACAUCGCCGACUUAAUUUAAAUGACAUUGGUCAGCAAAUUGAGGUCACGUGCCGUUUGGCUGGGCCGCGUGACAAGCCGGGGACGGGGACGUCGUUUUCUUUACUUCUUGUAUUUUACCCAGACCUACUGUUUUGAUCUAUUUGAUUAUAUUCGAUCCUAA